Molecule: messenger RNA, 6857 nt
Organism: Oncorhynchus keta (chum salmon)
Lineage: Eukaryota; Metazoa; Chordata; Actinopteri; Salmoniformes; Salmonidae
Product: UPF0606 protein KIAA1549
Exons: 21
Coding region: 1060-5472 (1470 amino acids)
Source: RefSeq, a predicted model, not a curated record
GCAGAGAACGCUCUGCUGCAAAACCAUCUAAGCGAUGCGCGCCUCCCAAUAAUAAACCGAAUUAUAGCGUGCUCAUGAUUUGUGUGUGGAAUCGAAUGUCAUUUUCGGGUAUUAUGGACAAAAUUAGAGGCGUUAUUAUAUAUUCCUAUUUGAGGCGGACGGUAUGAUACUGAGACGUGUCCAGAAUCUCAGGUUUUCCAAUAAUGAGCGUGUGACGUUUCACCGCGAGAUGAACACGGCGCGGCUUACGUUCAAGUGCUCGGCCGCGAACAGAUUCAGUCAUUACUGGCGACAUUGGGAGUUAUUUAUCUAACGGAAAAAAACGGGUUUUCAGUUUCUGCAUUUUGCAAUAUAGUAAUUGUGUUCGUUCUCUCCUUGCCGGGGAGCGCGUGGCUGCAUGGGCCUGGGAGAGGCGUGACGCGCCUAUACCGCAUCUCCUGGAUGGCAGGUAGGCUCCAUCACAUCGCUGUGAAAAAAUAGGCUAUGGAAAGAAAGAAAUGCGCCGAAUGCUAUAGGCUAACUGUGUUUGAGAUAUUUUGAUUAGGCUUUUAUUUUCUUUCAGUUACACUUAGGUUGGUUUAACAUUAUCAGCCGAUUGUCAGCAUUCAGUCUAAAAAAAGGCUUCCAAAUUUGAGCUAUUAACAGCUCGCCCGUUUUAUCACUGACAUGUAUCAAUUUGUCUAUUGCUGCGAACGUGUAGGCAUACUGUGGGAAACUGCAAGAAUGUCCGUUAGACGAGGUAGCCUAAUGAUGAAGAUAGGAUAAUACGUUUGGAAUUGUCAUGUCCGACAGUAUUAUAGGUUAAUUAUGAUACAACUAAAUCCGUUGGCUAUCUCAAAUAGACCUAAUAAAUAAAGGAACUGCACGGUGGCCGUCGGAUGUGUGAGAUGCAUGAUGUUUGUUGGCAGCCAUGUAUAAGCCUCCCAAUAAUGGGGUCAGCCAGCUAUCAAAUGUGUCAGGACACUGAUAUUUGCAUAUAGGGUCGCCUGAAAGCAUGCAGUGAUGAUGCUAUUGAGGAGAGAUGGCAUCGCACGUGUGUGAUGUGACAACUAGCGUGCCAUGAAGAUUCUGAUGAGCGCGUGUUCGAGGAUGUGCCCCGGAGUCUCUCAGGGCCUGCGCACUAAUUGCGCGCACCUGCUGGUAGCGUCGUUGCUGGUGUCCAUGACGAUGUCAAGCUCACCUGUUGCAGGCGGUGUGGACUCCAACGGAACGACAGCAAAACGGUCCUCAUCGCGGUCGUCAUCGUCACCCUCUUCCAGAUGGCCAGGCGCCACCCCACCCAAAGACACUAGUCCCCAUGGUAACACUGACGCUGCCUCAGUGGACGAUGAAGCUCAGGGCAUACAUCUCCUCCUGAGACCCCCGGACCUGCUGUCCCCCAGCCACCCUCCUCCUCUGCCCCCCCACAGCCAGCCCACCCUCACCCCGCCCCCGCCCUGGGAACACGCCCCCUCCCUAGAGGAGGCCUGGGGGUCUGGUGACUACCUGGAAACACUCUCCUUCAUGGGCCCAGAGGGGGAGGAACUGGCCCUGGCCACACCCUUACCCAGUCACACCUACGACCCUGACGACGGGGCCUCCUAUGACACCUCCUUCCCCUCCCGCCCAACCUUCCCCCUGUCCUCCAGCCUCCUCCGACCCUAUACGUCCCCCACCUCCCCCCUCCGGGAGGGUCUCCCCUUCACUCACCCUGCCCAGCCUGAGGAAUACCCUCACUGGGAUGAAGAAGACUAUGACCUGGGGGACAUUUUUCCUCUGGAGCCCACGGAGCUGCUGCUGCCGGAUAUGAACAGUCUGGAGUACUACACCAAUCUGCUGGCCAGAGAGAGAGACGAGGAGAGGGAACGGGAGAGAGAGAGGGACAGGGAGCGAGAAUGGGAGAGAGACAGGGACAGGGAGCGAGAACGGGAGAGAGACAGGGAAAGGGAGAGGGAUCGAGAUGGAGAAAGAGACAGAGAUAGAGAAAUUGUCAUCCCACCCCCAAAGACCACCCCCAAACUUGGUAUCACACCCACCACUACCACAAAAACAAACAUACACACUCAGCCCCCAUCCCCCUCCCCUAGCACAGGGCCCCCUCCUGCCCGGGACCACAAGCACCCUCUUGUCCCCUCAGCAGGUCCCACCCCUCCCCUGACCCUCUCACCCAAUCUCUGGGAGGGUCAGGGUACCUCCACCCCUGGAGUUAGACCCACCUCCAAAGUACCCCCUCAGCCUCCUGUUCCGCGGCCCAGAGUCCCCCCAGCUACCCCUGGCAGACACCCUCCACUGCCUCCAUCUAACACCACCAGCCUGGCUCGCCCCCCCAUGCUGCGACCUCCAGGGAGGGAACCCAUAAAACCACCACCACCACCACCACCUAUGACCGAGGUCCCCAGCAACCGACCGACGACCACUACCAAGGCAACCACUGUUACCACGACAACCCCUGGUACCCUGGCGAGCAUCACCCGGACUCCCCCAGCCCCUCCAGGACGCCAGUAUCUGUGUAACGUCACCAAGCCUGACAUGUACCUGGUCAGAGUGGUCCUGCCGAAGUCUGGCUCCACUGUGGGCUUUGGCCAGGUCAGGGACAUCUUGAAGAGGGAAUUCAACCGCUCAGUGGAGUUGCAGUUCCUGAGAACUCCGUCUAGCCUUGCGUUCCGUGUUGUGGCGGGACCUCUGAUCUUCACCGCCAUGUCUGUCGUCAACGCUCUGCGCCAAUCAACACGAAGCUCCUCCUUGUUCCCCACUGUCUCACCUCUCUACGGCAUACCUGAUCACAAGUACCAGAUACACUCUGUGCUGCAGUUCGUGCCCGGUCACGUGGAUGUGCGUGUGUGUAACUUCAGUGAGCGAGUGGAGAGAGGACUGCUGCUGGCCUACACAGAGACACGCAGACGUGCACAUGAAUUUGGCAACGUUACUGUACAGCUUCUGAACAUCACCAUGGGUCAGGCCAAGCCGCAGGGUGACCAGAAGGUUCCGGUGGACAUCACGUUUGCGUUGCGUGAUGGGCGGGGCUACCUGUUGGGGUCAGAGGUCAGCAGUCACCUGAGACACCUAAGCACGGUGGAGUUCAGCUUCUACCUGGGCUUCCCCGCGCUGCAGAUCGCUGAACCCUUCCACUACCCCGAGCUGAACGUUUCUCACCAUCUACGCUCCUCCUGGGUCCGCACCGUGUUACUGGGUGUCCAGGAGCAGACGGUGACUGAGCGGAGCUUCAAGGCUCGUCUGGAGCGCCGUCUGGCCCUGCUGCUGGAGGAGGGGCUAGGGGAGGAGAGUAAACGACCCCGCUGGAAAAGAUCCACGGCCGUGGGCAACAACAGCUUACAGGUGGUGCGUGUGUCGAGGCUGGCAGGUUCAGGGCGUUCUCUGGAAGUGGUGUAUUUCGUGGAGGGACCAGAGGGGGAGAGAGUCCCUGCUGAUGCCACCGCUGCCACCCUCAACCGCCUGGAGCUGCAACGGGCUGCCAUCGUACUGGGGCACCGCGUCCAGAGACCCCUUGCCCAGCCUGUGGAGACUCUGACGGUGCCCCCGUCUGAGACUCAGAGUAGCAGUGUCUGGCUGAUUGUGGGGGUGGUGGUGCCUGUCCUGCUGGCUAUCUUCAUCAUCAUCAUCCUCUACUGGAAACUGUGCGGCUCGGAGAAGCUGGAGUUCCAGCCUGACGCCAUCAACACCAUCCAGCAGAGACAGAAGCUGCAGGCUUCCAGUGUGAAAGGGUUUGACUUCGCCAAGCUCCACCUGGGGCAGCACAGUAAGGAUGACAUCAUGGUGAUCCAGGAGCCUGGUGCCCUCCCUGUGCCCAUCAAAGAGUCCACCCCCUCUGAGGGAGGGGAUGUCAACACUCCCAAAUCCAAGGGCUCCUCCACCAAGGCUGCCCGCGCUAACCGCCGUAGAGGGAGACUGUCCCCGUCAGAUGGUGACUCGUUAGGUAGCGACCAAUCGAGUGGCAGGGAGUCUGCAGAGGAGACCACCAGACAUGUGGGCACGCCCCACGAGGGGAAACCGCACCGAAACAAAACGCCCAAGAAUGUCCCUCCCGCAGGCAGUGGUCCAGAUGAGCUGCUCUCCUCUUCCUCCAUCUUUGACCACGUGGACCGUCUGUCCCGAGGCUCGUCUGACGGCAGGGGUCGCCAGGCCAACAAGGUCCAGCUGAUUGCCAUGCAGCCCCGGCCCAGCCCACCACAACGCUCACACAGCCCCACCAUCACAGAGAGGGUCAGCGCAGAGGUGGCUCUGAGACAUAAGUCUGAGAUCGAGCACCACAGGAACAAGCUGCGUCAGCGGGCUAAGAGGCGGGGCCAGUGUGAGUUCCCCUCUAUGGAUGACAUCCUGGAUGCCUUCGGGCAGGCGCAGGAGGAGGCGGGGCAGGGAGGGUGUCCCCAGCGCCUCUACAGCUCAGCCCAUGACCACAUGGACAGCAUCCUGCACCCCGACCACCCCUCGCCCCCCACCCCAGGUGAAUCCAGGAAGAGGGGGAGGCGCUCUCCUCGAAGCCGGCGGAGGCAGCAGGGGAACGGCAGUCUGCCAGACACAGACAGACUGACGGACAGAGACCGCCUGCUCACAGACAACAGCGCCACCUACAGGAAAUACCCUGGACUCAACAAUGUGGCCUACAUGUCCGACCCAGACCUACCUCCAGACCACGGCAGCCCCUCCCCUAACGACGAGGUGUUUGACCACGCCCCUCCCCCGCCCCCCUAUGUGCCCCCCCAGCCGUCCAUCGAGGAGGCGCGGCAACAGAUGCACUCCCUAUUGGACGAUGCCUUCGCCCUGGUGUCGCCCUCCUCCCAGGGCAGCGUCAGUGUCGGGGUCACGCAGGUCAGCCCCGCCCUGCCAAGCCCCUCUCCCUCCCCACAGACACACCCAUCACGCCAGUGGGGCUCCUACCCCGCAGCCCCCACACACAGCCCCUUCUCUGCGAGGUAUGCAGAGUUGGGGAUGUCUCCCUCGUCAAUACAAGGCCUGUCGCAGAGGCAGGGCCUGGGUUCAGGGGCCUAUGUUACUGAAGAGGAGCAGUUGCAGGAUUCUGUUUACGCCAACAGGGGGCAGUAUGAAGAGCCCCCCUCCUCCUCCAGACCUCGGCCUGUUGGGGGAAGCACAGGUGCUCAGCUGCAUCACCUGACUCAGGUGGGGUUGUCGAGCCGGAUCAGUGCGUACCCUGGGGUGGGCCGCAGCGUCUCUGGGCCAACAGGCUCCAGCUGGAACCAGCAGCCUUUAGACCAGGACCUCUCCAGACCCGGAGCCAGCAGGGAGACUGUGCUGUCGUUCCCUGAGUUCUCCUCCUCCGGUGUGUUUCAGAUGCCCAGCUCCUCUCUGGGAGACCAUUCUGUCUCCCCAAUGCUCCUGGCCCCUCCCACUCCAGAGUUCCCCCUAGACGAGUCCUCCCCCUCAGCCCAAAGCUCCGCCUCCCUCAUCAAGGCCAUCAGGGAGGAGCUACGACGGCUCGCCCAGAAACAGGUUGCUGUGGCCAGCAGUUACUCCUAGACCAGUGUGAGCCCCUACCCCAUAACUGGUCAAAACUGCUGACUCUAAACUGGUCCGAACCAGUUUGAACUACUCAUCCUAAGCAAGUAUGGAUUGACCGGAACCACUACCCCAAACUAGUUUGAAACAGUCAGAACCACUUUCUCUAAACUGGUGUAAAGAGGCUCAUACUACUAUUCAUAAGCUGGUCUGAACAAGACUGAACCAGUCUGCAACAGAUACGAUUUCCUUACAACAAUAACAUCACGGUUCUUUACAGGGUUCUUCUCUCUGUAAAGGUUCCCCGUUCAACAGCACAGUGUUUCCACUGGACAGGAGGAUCGAGUUUGUUUUCUUCAGUUCCAUAGAAAUGCUUCCUUGAGAGGGGCCGUCUCGACCCUUCCUGACCUCCUGUAUGUGGUGCUAAACCUCAGCCUCAUGUCUCCUGUCAUUAAGUUAACCACGCAUUGCCUUCAACACACAUUCAUCAUCAGCCAUAUUGGUGAGGUCUUCUCCAUUCAUCAGCCAUAUUGGUGAGGUCUUCUCCAUUCAUCAGCCAUAUUGGUGAGGUCUUCUCCAUUCAUCAGCCAUAUUGGUGAGGUCUUCUCCAUUCAUCAGCCAUAUUGGUGAGGUCUUCUCCAUUCAUCAGCCAUAUUGGUGAGGUCUUCUCCAUUCAUCAGCCAUAUUGGUGAGGUCUUCUCCAUUCAUCAGCCAUAUUGGUGAGGUCUUCUCCAUUCAUCAGCCAUAUUGGUGAGGUCUUCUCCAUUCAUCAGCCAUAUUGGUGAGGUCUUCUCCAUUCAUCAGCCAUAUUGGUGAGGUCUUCUCCAUUCAUCAGCCAUAUUGGUGAGGUCUUCUCCAUUCAUCAGCCAUAUUGGUGAGGUCUUCUCCAUUCAUCAGCCAUAUUGGUGAGGUCUUCUCCAUUCAUCAGCCAUAUUGGUGAGGUCUUGCACUGUAGAGAGAUUUGGAGUAUAGUAUACUUUGGGCACGGGGGACUUGAAUAUACAGAUGAAAAAGUAUAUGAAAAUAUUAGUAGAUAUAAAAAUCCCAAAUGAGCACAAUAUGAAUUAAUAAGGGUGACCAAUGGAGUAUUGAAAUUGUAUUUAUUUUUUAUUGCUCUGAAAGUAUACUUUAUUUAAAUCCUUUAUUUUGUUCAAAAGAAGAUGAAAAAAGACCAACACUGUUUGGAUGUUUUAUGGCUGUAUUCUCCCUGUGUUUGCGUUCACUGUUGCCGUGGAGCUGAUCAUAACGUUGUUUAUCGCUGUGGAGACGUAGCUUAGCAUAGUCGCUCCCUGCCGGUGUGUUCAUGUGUUGACGGCACAAAAAUUAAGAAGGAAAAACAAUGGAUUUGCAGAUAUAAUGUGAAUAUAUAUAUAUAUAUAUAUAUAUAUAUAUAUAUAUAUAUAUAU